Molecule: messenger RNA, 7478 nt
Organism: Mastomys coucha (southern multimammate mouse)
Lineage: Eukaryota; Metazoa; Chordata; Mammalia; Rodentia; Muridae
Gene: Zmat3
Product: zinc finger matrin-type 3
Exons: 6
Coding region: 180-1052 (290 amino acids)
Molecular function (GO): nucleic acid binding; zinc ion binding
Source: RefSeq, a predicted model, not a curated record
CGACUUUUGACAAUCAGCCUCUAGCAGCGGAGCGACCGGUCGGCGGCGGCGAGCGCAGAAAGUGGUCUUGGAGCGGGCGGCUGCGCGCGGGGUGGCGGGGCGGCUGCGGCCUGCCGGUUCCGGUUUGAAGACUCCAUCCCUUGUCACCCACUGGAUUAUGCUCGUGGCUUUCCUGCCUGAUGAUUCUUUUGCAGCAGGUCUGGCUUCCUUUACCUAAUCGGCCCUCAGCCUCUCCUCCUAUGUCAGUGGCUGCCAGGUCCACAAGGACCUUGCGGCUCCCGCCACAGAAGGCUUUUGGGCAGGAAGCAUCCUUGCCUCUGGCAGGGGAAGAGGAUUUAGCGAAGAGAGGGGAGCCAGACUCUGCCCUGGAGGAGCUGUGUAAGCCCCUCUUCUGCAAACUCUGCAAUGUCACCUUGAACUCUGCUCAGCAAGCCCAGGCACACUAUCAGGGUAAAAACCAUGGCAAGAAACUCCGAAACUAUUAUGCAGCUAACAGCUGUCCUCCUCCAGCCAGGGUGAGCAGCGUGGUGGCAGAGCCUGUAGCCCCACCCCUUGUUCCUGUCCCUCCGCAGGUGGGCUCCUGCAAGCCAGGGGGCAGGGUGAUCCUGGCUACAGAGAAUGACUACUGUAAGCUGUGUGAUGCCUCCUUCAGCUCCCCUGCCGUGGCACAGGCACACUACCAGGGGAAGAACCAUGCCAAGAGACUUCGUCUGGCCGAAGCUCAGAGUCACUCAUUCUCGGACUCCGCAGAGGCAGGGCAACGGCGGACUCGGAAGGAAGGGAGUGAAUUUAAGAUGGUGGCCACCAGGAGGAAUAUGUAUACAGUCCAGAGCAAUUCAGGCCCUUACUUCAAUGCCCGCUCUCGGCAGAGGAUCCCACGAGAUCUCGCCAUGUGCGUUACUCCAAGUGGCCAGUUUUACUGCUCGAUGUGUAAUGUUGGAGCUGGUGAAGAGGUGGAGUUCCGGCAGCAUCUAGAGAGCAAGCAGCACAAAAGCAAGGUGUCCGAGCAGCGGUACAGGAGCGAGAUGGAGAACCUGGGCUAUGUUCAGUGAUGGCCGUCCUCACAGAGAAGCCUGUCCUGCCUGUUUGCCUUCUGUCGACCUGCCUUGCUUUGUGGUCCUCCAUGCGUACAUUCCUCAUUUCUCUGCUUAGUGCGAGGAACCUGCAGUGGUGCCAGAGCUGUCAGGUCGGGGUGGGGGAGGGGUGUUUCUUAGAUCACGAUGCUCUUUUGGGCCAGCUGUGUCAAACAGCUCACAGUGGUGUGUGAGCUUCCUGCCCCACCAGGUGUAACUUCUUAUCUUAGCCAAGUUCUGGUUAAGCAGCAGUAGCCUGACCACUUAGAGCUAUGAUUAUUUAAAAAUGGCAUCCACUUUUGCGGUUUUAGGUUUACGCACAUUAGAGGAAUUGACUUGAGUUCUUACUUCCAAUUAGAGAAAACAGGUAAACAGAGAUUCCCGUUUCCUGAUGCUCCUGGGAACCAUUACCACCACAGUGUGGUGUCAGUAAGAUGUGCUGUUAUGGUGUGUGCCUGGGUCUCCCAAUAGCACCUGGUUCCCUGUGGCAUAGCCCUCCCUCCGUAAUUGACACAUAGGUUUCCUUGAAUUCAUAUAUGUCCAGAAUACUGUGUUCUUCUGAACAUGUAACUUCAUCUCCAGUUGUGAACUGCACACAUGUUAAUUCCCAUCUACUCCCAACUUGGAUCAGCUUCUCUGCUCACCCCAUUCUCAUGGCCUCUCUGUGCUGGCAGUUUCGGAGACCCAGCUUUGACUGUCUAAUGAGUUGAAGAUGGAUAUUCUUUUAGAAAAUAUAUUUUCAGAUGAUUCAAGGAAAUGCAAGGAUGUGUUUGAGAUUUCAAUUUGGAAUUCUAUUUUCAUUCAUGAUUAUGUGAACUCAUGGGAUAGUGGCUUUUUGAUGAUUGUAUCCUGGCACUGCCCUGAUAGGUAAUGGGCAUGCCUGGAAAAUACCCCUGUCUGCUCACUCUUCCUUCCUUUCUUUUUUUCUUCCUUCUUUCCUUCCUUCCUUCCUUCCUUCCUUCCUUUCUUUCUUCCUUUCUUCCUUCUUUGCUUUCUUUCUUCUUUUAAAGCUGAUCAAGUUUCAGUGUCACUUCCAAUAGAAAAACAUUCAACCGCUGCAUUCCCUUCUUUGCCUCCUUGAAGAGACUGAAAACACAGAUGACUUGGUGUCUAGUGAUUAUAAUGGGAUUCUUAUUUUUUAAAUAAAAAGCCAUAGUGUAUGUCUAGAUGGACUGAUGGCGUGUUAUGUGAACUUGUGUUCACUCUGUGUCCUUUGUCCUGUUUCCUUCACGUAGGUAAGGCUAGCAUGCCCGUGCUUAGGGAAGCACGCAUGCUCCUGCAGAAGGCUUAGGGCAAGCAGUAUUUCACACCAUGACAAAUGCAUAUUUCAUUACUCAGUCAACUGAGAAGUCUUCAGGCAGAUCGAGAGGGUGGAAACGCUCGGCUGCCUCCUCUCCAUUUUUGCUUUAGAGUAGUUGAGGCCCAUAAUUAAAGGUUAAUUUUAUGAUUAGCUUCUGGAACCGUACCUGGUUACUUUCUCCUGGUGAAGUGCUGGUUUCUGGAAAAGUAGAGCUAUUUGGUUAAGUAUUUUCCCCUUAGAAACAGGAGAAAGAACAGUGUUAGUUUAAGAUUUGAUCUCCAUUUGUAACUCCUCAUACCAAGAACCCCUCCUGUGGCCAUCUACAGAGUUGGUCAGUUUAGGACAAUUUAGGGUAUAUCUUGUUAGCCAUUUGGUUGUUCAUUUUGCUGCAAAAUAUAACUCUUUGGUAGACUUAAAUAUACUGCUAGCCACUUGGUUCUGUGAUUGUUUAACAGUCUCAUCUGUUCUCUCUGCAGGAUGUGUGCCUGUGUGUCUUUGUGUUUGUAUCUGAAGAUACCCCCCUCCCCUGUUUUACAUGAUACCCCAGAGAGAAUUUCACCUCAUCUUUAUCUCAGAUAACAUUGAAAGAUUCUGGGUAUGGGUUUACAUUUUAUAAAAGUGGCAUUCAUCUUCUUUGAGUUCUUUUCCUCUGGGAAUCAAGUCAAAGGAUGUCCUCCCCACCCCCACCCUCAAAUACUCUCCUCCUGUGUAUACAGAAAACAGUGGACUUAAGGGCUUGAUGUGUUUUCAAGCCUCAUGAAUUCAGGUUUCUAGUCUCCCAGUGCCCUUAAUGAAUGUUAGGGACGCAUAAGUGUGGUUUCUUUUAGAGUGAAAUGUUAGAUUUAUAGUGUUAUUUCUAUAUUCCUUUGCACUAGAGAGAGUGAUGAGUUUGUUUUAUGACACUCCAGUGCCAGGUUGCCUAUGAUAACUGUUUGUUUCUAAACUCUGGAAGUCUUUAAGUAACUUCUAUGGUUAUUGUUUAUUCUAUGGUUAUUUCAGACAUCCUGUGCAUGUCUGAAACACUUCGGGGUUCCCUGGCUGAGGCUUCAUUGUCCUUACUUGUAUUCAGUGGGUAGGACAGAGGCCAUCAGAGCUGCAUGGUGCAGCUUUUCACUAAGCAAAUGCUGUAUGGACUGUGUCCCUUCCUUUUCUGAUCAAGCAAUGGUGGCAUCUGAGUCCAGGUGAGCUCUCUGUUGGCUUCAUUUUGCUGUAGGACUGGCCCCCUGUUCCCCAGGAAGCCUGAACAUUAUGGUGUGUCACAGACAUGGAUGGACAGAAAUGUAAACAAAUGGAGACCUUAUUCCAAAAUUAAGUAGAUUUCAGUUUCAUCAGUUACUUGUAGCAUUGACGUCUGUUCUUGUGGCUCUGUGCUUCAUGAUGAGGCCAGUCAGAACACCCAGAGCCAAGGCUUCAGGAGGAGUCUGGUUUCAGUCAGAUGGUCUGCAUCCCAUAUACCUUCAGAAGGCAUUAGCUUUGGAAGUUCAGCUAUAGCCCUGUGUGCUUUGACCUUUUAGACUUUAUGUUAAGCAGAGACUUUGCUGGUCUGGGUUGGUCUGUGUCCUUCCGCUUGUAAAUGCAUGCCUAUUGUUUUAUGUCUGUCUGCUUGACUCUUACCAGCUGCAUUCUGCAUUUUCCACACUAUUUGUCUUGAUAAAAAGCUCCUCCUCAUCUUCCCUUUUAGUUUGCUAUGGGCUUAGAGAGUUAGUGAGGAGGUUUGAAGCUCUAGAAAUGGAUGAAGGACCAUGGCUGAGAGCCUGUGAUCUGCUGAGGUGACUCUCCCACCUCACCCCACAGAGCUGCCCUACCGAGCUUUGUGUAGCCCUCAGUCUACAACCCUGCAAUCCCAAUAGGGAGAAAAAUGUUAUACAUAUAUAUGUAUACCUGAUUAAGUAUUCCUAUGUAGAUAGGAUCUCAGAAUUGACAGUGGGACUUGGAACUGUCCCAACCUGUGUUUCCAGGGAGUGUGAGCAAUGGCAGUUCAAGGGUAGAUAAGUAACCUGUGUUUCCAGGGAGUGUGAGCAGUGGCAGUCCAAGGGUAGAUAAGUAACUUCCUUGUAGUGCUUUCCUUGCAGAGAGAACAGCAGGGUUGGAAUAUUCUGUAAAUGUCAGAACUUGGGCUGGAAGUAUUACCAGAGAAAUUGGUGGGCUGUGUGCCCAAACAGUGAGUGUCUUUAGAAAUGGGGAAACAUUUUGUUGGUGUAUGCACAAGUUUAAUGUAGAUAUUUGAACAGAUGUUUGAAAAAAAUUCUACCUUGCUCCCCACCCCUUAAAUCUCUGUUAGGAGUUUUAUAUGUGAUUAGAAAAAAAAUUGCUUUGUUGCUUUUGUGUUCUGUUUGGGAGAGUCUCCUGUGAGCUGCCGUGUCAGCGUAACUGAGUGGACACUGGCUGUGUAAAUACCUUCUCAUGAGACAUCUACAUGGAUAGCUGUGUGGCAUUUCCUCCCAUUAUCGAUAGCAACUCUUUGUGAAAGCCCUUUCUCUGUAGCUACCAAAAAAAAAAAAAAAGUCCUGGCUUAUGGUCCCAUGUGACCUUGUGUCCGUUAAACCCAGAAUACGAGUGCCUUUAGCAAGUGUUAGCAUUUCACAGAGGGAGAGACGACAGGAUUUACUGCCAUUAACCAAUGUUCAUAAAAUAGCUUGAAAUAGCAACAGUCCUUGUGAAUUCUGUUCUGUGCCCCCCCCACCCCAUUUCUUAGUGGAAUCUCAAUUUGCUUUUGGGUAAAGUGUGCACUCUGGGUGGGAGCCUGGCUGCUGGGGCUGCUCUAGUCAUCUUGGUGGCUGUGUUUGAUACCACAGAGCACUCAGCUGGAGAUGUUGAUGCUGGAAAAAACUUCCUACACUGACCGUGCUCCGGCUUGAUUCUUCUGCGGAGUGGAGAGAGUUAUGUAUACAAACAGUGUAGCUCUGGGUCAUGUUGUACUUCAUCUCGCAUGGAUAGAGGGGCCUUUCCAAACAAGCUGGAGGCCUUUGAAAACAAUUUCCUUCCUUUGAUUACCUGAAAACAUUGAACUUCCUGAGGUCUUUACAAUCUUCCGAACAUAUGAUUAAACCAAUUUUCAUGUAGAAAUAGUAACAUUUGCCUCAGGAUUUUAUUAUGAAGAACUUUGAACAUUUGUUAAAGUACAGAACAUUUUGGAGCACACCUAACUUUAUCUCUUACUGUUGACAUUUCCCCACUCGGAUUUCCUCAUGUCUCCCAUGAGCCCAUCACCGUGUUCUUCUGUUUGCCCAUCAGGACAUUUCAGACUGUCCACACCGUGGGUGUCAUGCACUAGGAUUUACUAUUUAAAUGUUAAUGUCUUAGGAAGACCGCAUGUCAUAACCUGACGUAACCUGAGCCAGUAAAGAGCCUCUGUUCUGUCCUGUGGAUCUCAGUCUUCCUCGUUGUUUCCUGUCCUUGAGUGUGCUUAGAGUUUCCAACAAGUCUGUCCCAGGUUACGUGGCCCACAGACGUUACGUUCCCAACAGGACUUGCUGUGAGCUCCCAGGCCCUGUGCCCACUCACCUCCUAUGCCUGUACAUAGCAGAUUCAACUCUGAGACAACAGUACUGUCUACUGAGGGGUGGGCAAGCCUUAGAGCAGUCUACAGCCUUCCUCCAGUCAUGUUGGGGUGAACUGCAGUCUGCCUCCAUCCUCUGCCCACCUCCUGUGGCCAGCUCUGCAGAACUGAAGGGGUUUGCUCAGAUCGGAUAGAUUGAUGGGGAGAACCAAAUCACAGUCCAACCUGAGUGCGUUUAGGUUGUAAUCUUAGGCUUCCAGUGUAACUGAACACUUCCCUUGUGCCCUUAGGAGGACUGUACUUAUUUUUUACCAACUAGAAUUUUAAUUUUAGUCAUUUCAUAAUUUUCUUACCACAGAGAUAUUCCUGUGGUUAUUUGUUGUUUUGUGAUGUUCCAUGUAGCUCAGGUGAGUCAAUUCUACUAUGUAGCCAAGGAUGACUUUGAACUCCCUCGAUCCUCCUGCCUCCUCCUCCUGGUGCUGGGAUUACAGGCAUGUACCGCCAUGCCAGGCUAUAAAUUGUAGUUAUAAUUGAGUCCAAAGCAAUUGCUAAAAUCUCACUGCACUGUUGAACACCAACUCAUGCAGGGUCUGUCUGAUUGUUUUUGUCUUUAAAUGGCUUUUACAACCACUAUGUUGACGUAAGUGCUCAUGUAACCCCCUCACUCCUGAAAAUGGUGUUCUUCAUCCAUGACCCCCUCUCAUGCACUCUCUACCUGAUGCUUUUUUGUUGGUUUUAAGAAAUGACUCCAAAAGUCAGGGUGAGCGGAACUGUCUUAGGGCAGAGUCCACUUGGGGGCAAACCCUCCUGGAUGUAGCUGGUCGUAGUUCUGCCUUCUUUUGGUAUCUGAUCACCCACCAAAGGUUCUGUAAGCCAGUGUGUCAUUUUGUAAGUCUCAGGUUGACUCUGCUCACCUGUCGUCCCCCUCCCUACCCCCAAUCAACUGCAAUGACCUGGCAUGGGUUUUGUGUGUCGUCUUCAAAAUGCCUUAUUGGGUAUGCCAGGCUCUGCUGUCAGCAUCCCAGCUGUUUGCUGAGACAUACAUGUCCUCUCUGGGGUAUGUGCUCUUGAUCCAGAAGCAAAGCUUGGUUUUGCUUUCGAUAUCAAGGGUGCGUUUUAAUACAGUUAUAGUCUUACAUUAGAAAUGAAGCAGGAAGCCUAGAGAGUGUGGACCCUUCAUGUGAUCAGUCUGGUGAACUGUAAAUGUGCUUUUGCUGUUUCUAGAAAGAACACAGCUAAGAAAUGCCAGUCCAAAUUGGAAAGUGGGGCUGUGUCAUAUCAUGCUCUCCACUUGUCACUUGGCCUUUAAAAUCUGAGCAGGCCAUCGGGCAGUGGGCCAGUCUAUGUUCUGGGGCUACAGAGCUGACUGACGUCACAGGAUUCAAACCAAUCAACUGUGAAUUGUGAAAUUAAAAUUGCUCUUUUGGUUUUUUAUUUCCUUCAGCCUAAUAGAUAUAGAAGUCUGAAUGUUAUUUAAGCUUAUACCACUUACAUUGGCUCAUCUUGGCUGUGUAUUCUCAUGUCUGUACUGAUUUCUGAUAAGGCUCGAUGACAUUGUAACAGGCUUUUUGUGUUCAGUUCAAUAAAAUGGUUUCUGAGUCUCGUC